Acyrthosiphon pisum (pea aphid) is the source of this 1173-nucleotide messenger RNA. Its product is annotated as zinc finger CCHC domain-containing protein 10. The record is from RefSeq and is a predicted model, not a curated record. Gene Ontology annotation, molecular function: zinc ion binding; nucleic acid binding. The coding region runs from base 528 to 1010 and encodes 160 amino acids. NCBI's taxonomy places the organism in Eukaryota, Metazoa, Arthropoda, Insecta, Hemiptera, Aphididae. The transcript has 4 exons.
CUCCACUAAAUAAUUUCCAGUAAAAAGGUGGUUCAUCGUUUGAAAAACAGAAGAUUUCAUCGCCUCACGAUGACACUCCUAUAUGGUAGUACAAAAAAAUUAUGAAAAAUGGUGGAGCGUGCUUGGUGAAUGGUGAAUAAGAGAAUCACUCUGUAUAUUAGGUAUGCAUUGCCAGGACCAUAUUAAGCAAACAUAUUAAUUGAAAAAACAUAAAAGUCUGUUUCCUGGUACCUAUUUGAACGGAUGAGUACAGCUAUGUAGUUCAGUAUUAUAUACCUGUUAAACGUUAUAACUUAUAGCUUUAUAAGUAUAGCCGUUUAGGUUUUUGGCGAUAGAGUCGACGAUGAGAUGAAAAAAUAUUAAUAUUUAGUAAAUUAUAAAAUCGUUCGAGUGGCGUCCGUAUUUUCGAUGGAUUUAAUCUACAUGCAAUACUGGGCAUGUAAACUAAUUAAUAACUCGUCAAUAUAGAAAAAUAUUCAUCGAGGUGAACCUCGUUUAUAGAUUAAACACCAGAUCCCUACAGGGCAAUGGCACCACUUCAUAUACCGAAAAAAAAACCAUUGUAUGUACCUCCACAAGGUGUCCGCUGUCAAAAGUGCCUGGAAUUCGGUCAUUGGACUUUCGAGUGUAAGGGAAAGAGAAAAUUUGCUGACCGUCCGACUCGCACGACGUUGCUCAAGAGGAAUUUGAACAAGGACAGGCCCGCAAGUAUGAUCUUAUCCAAGCCCUCAAAAGAGGAAAAAUCGAAGAAAAAACUGAAAGACGCGAAACGGAAAAAGAAAAAUGUAAACUCUUCAGACUCAGAAAGCGACAGUGACGGUUCUUCCAGCAGCGACAGCAGUGGCAGCAACAGCAGCAGCAGCAGCAGCAGCAGCAGUAGCAGCAGCAGCAGCGACGAUAGCGACAGUGGCAGCAGUAGCAGCAGCAGCAGCAGCAGCAGUAGCAGCGACGGAAGCAGUAGCAGCAGAGACAACAGCAUGAAGAAAAGCAAAUCUGGAAAGAAGAAAUAAACUUUAAACUUGCAGCCAAUACUACCUUUACAAUGUGAUGUAUGCCUAAUGUGUGGUAUGUACACACCACCGUUUACUAUAUGCAUAUAAUAUUUUUUUGUACUAUAUGACGUUUUGUACUUGUGAUUACGAUAAAAAAUUAAAUGACUUUUUCAAAACGAAA